CAUCACUCAACAGCAGAUCCACAGAUCGGCAGCAGGGCUUCCCCUGAGCUCUACACUGGGCAUCUAUGGGCAGCAGGCAGGCUUGUUCCUAAGCACGGAGCAUUCGCAGCCCUCGGCACAGACGUUGAUUGGCUGUUUCUGGGCUAUAGGCCUGGCACCACUGCUUCCACCUGGCUCCCUCCCGGGCUCUGAGUCCUGACCUCCCCCGCACACAGCUCGGGGAUCUGCCUUCAUGUACCGGCACCAUGUCCGGGAAGCACUACAAGGGGCCUGAGGUCAGCUGCUGCAUCAAGUAUUUUAUAUUCGCGUUCAAUGUCAUCUUUUGGUUUUUGGGGAUAGCCUUUCUUGGAGUUGGCCUAUGGGCAUGGAGUGAAAAGGGUGUGCUCUCCAACAUCUCCUCCAUUACUGACCUUGGGGGAUUUGACCCCGUCUGGCUAUUCCUGGUAGUAGGAGGGGUGAUGUUCAUCCUGGGCUUUGCUGGGUGUAUCGGUGCCCUCCGGGAAAACACCUUUCUCUUAAAAUUUUUUUCUGUAUUCUUGGGAAUUAUUUUCUUCCUGGAGCUCACGGCGGGUGUCUUGGCAUUUGUUUUUAAAGACUGGAUUAAGGACCAGCUGUAUUUCUUUAUCAACAGCAACAUUAAAGCUUACAGAGAUGAUAUUGACCUGCAGAACCUCAUUGACUUCACGCAGGAAUAUUGGCAGUGUUGUGGUGCAUUUGGAGCGGACGACUGGAAUCUAAAUAUUUACUUUAACUGCACGGAUGCCAACGCUAGUCGUGAGCGAUGUGGAGUACCGUUCUCCUGCUGCACUAAAGAUCCCGCUGAAGAUGUCAUUAACACUCAGUGUGGCUAUGAUGUCCGGCAAAAGCCAGAACUAGACCAGCAAGCUACCAUUCACACCAAGGGCUGCGUUCCUCAGUUUGAGAAAUGGUUGCAAGACAACCUAACCAUUGUGGCCGGGAUAUUUAUUGGCAUUGCUCUUCUACAGAUAUUUGGCAUAUGUCUGGCUCAGAAUCUGGUGAGUGACAUUGAAGCUGUCCGGGCCAGUUGGUAGAGAUGUUCCUCUGGGGAUCAAGCUCUGUAGUACACACUGGAAGCAGAUACUUGGCUUGGAAGCUUGAUCGUGUGGACCAGCGCCAAGAAUGUCCAGAACCCACUUCUGAGCAGCAGAGAAGAAUUCUUGGGCAGCUUUCCUCUUAACUGAUGGCACAAGCAAGCAGCACAGGCCUCUACCAUGCAGGAACCACUGUAGAUCACUCAGUCACUGAGACAUUAAUGUGAAAAUGAACAUUCUCCUUUUUCUUUUGUAAAUUGGAUUGCAUGUGUUAUUAAAUACAGCAUAAUUAUUCUACCAAGCAUUGUAUCCCAUACAGGGGAUUCUAGAACAUUCUAUACACAUAUUUGGCAGAUGGAUGGAUUUCCGGUAAUAGCACUACAAUCAAAUCCUACUGUCCAUUUCAUGCUUUUAAACUGCAAAGAUGUCUUGUAAAUAUUUUGUGUGACACAGCACCCAAUGAAAUUGCAUUUGUAUCUGUAUAGUUUAUGGAUUUGGACUAAUUUGAUAGACUUGGCAGUGGUGCUAUGGCAAAGGCGAAAGCGUAAAUACAACUGAUUUUGUAAAAGC
Messenger RNA from Nanorana parkeri, 1622 nucleotides. RefSeq names its product tetraspanin 5 (gene TSPAN5). Lineage: Eukaryota; Metazoa; Chordata; Amphibia; Anura; Dicroglossidae. The transcript is spliced from 8 exons. The record is from RefSeq and is a predicted model, not a curated record. Bases 246 to 1052 code for a protein of 268 amino acids. Gene Ontology annotation, cellular component: membrane. Gene Ontology annotation, biological process: regulation of vascular endothelial growth factor signaling pathway; protein localization to plasma membrane; protein maturation.